CCAGUUCAUUUUCCCAUACUUCUAUAUUUAUUUGGUAGCCUAUAAGUAGCACUAAGAAAUCAUAAAAUACAUUUUAAGACUGAACAUGAGACCAGAGACUUAACAGACAUUUACUGCAGUGUUACUAUUAAAUACUAUUACAUAAUCAUAAAGGUCCCACAGCUCUUAUCAUUUUACCUCAGGUGUUCUAUUUUCAGACUCAGAAGAAGCAAAAGAAAAAUAAAAGACUAGAAAGACUAAACCAACAAAGAAGUACAGUGUGUGAAACAUUCAGUUCAACUAUAAGAGGAAGUAAACCAUUUUUAUUGGGAGAGUCACAUGAGUCCAUAAUGUGGUUUCUUCACAUCAGAUGGAUCUUUGCUGUGCUGGCCUCGUCUUUUGGCCGGUCAGUGGCACUGUAGUCCUCUCUGGAGCUCUCAAAGUAUAUUUCCCCCUCUCGCACUACAAAAGCAACAAUAACAACAGCUGCACUUAUCACACUGAGGACUUCACAGAGGAACAUGGCGUGAAGAUGACUUGAGAGAGCUGGGUUUUUUUUUCAGCGCCUUGCCCCCGCGGAGCUGUUGCACUUGUCUCAAUGGCAGAUCCGCUCUCAGACUGUUGUGCAGCUUUAUUUUAAGGCGCGGGGUUGUUUUGCGCGUCAACAAUAAGGACCAUGCUGCUGGAGCGACGGUGAGCGCGUUAAAUGAGCGCAUUUCACUCAAUGGCAUUUUAUAUUUAGCUCAGUGAGGGACGAGCUGGAAUAGCGGCGGAGCAGCGUGGAGAGGAGACCCUCGCCUUUUGAUCCUUUUUAGACCGUUUCGAGCCCCCAAAACUUGUUCAUAUCGCGGUGUGCGUUAUCGGGCUAUGUGGUGGUGAGGGCGCUGCUUGUGUGUGUGUGAGAGAGAGUGUGUGUGUGUGUGUGAGAAGGAGAGAGAGAGAGAGAGAGAGGGAGAGAGAGAAGGAGAGAGAGAGAGGGAAUAGCGCUAAUUUAUCUACAGCUCCGGGGGAAAGAAGAUGAUGAUGGCCGGUGGUGGCGGAGCAACCGUGGACCAUAACGGGAUAUACUCCAACCCGAACCUCCACAGCCUGCAGCAGCCCCUUAUGGAGGCUGACAGCCCGGACUCCCGCAAACGACCGCUGGAAACUCCGACGGAGGAGGCCGGCUGUACCAAGCGUACCAACACGGGAGAGGAGGGUGAGUACUUCCUGAAGGUGCUGAUCCCCAGCUAUGCAGCCGGCUCUAUAAUUGGCAAGGGCGGCCAGACCAUCGUACAACUGCAGAAAGAGACGGGUGCCACCAUUAAGCUGUCCAAAUCCAAAGACUUCUACCCAGGAACAACAGAACGCGUCUGUCUGAUACAGGGUACAGUCGAAGCCCUCAAUGGUGUUCACAACUUCAUCGCGGAGAAAGUCCGCGAGAUGCCCCAGAGCGCCCAGAAACCCGAGCCAGUCAGCAUACUGCAGCCACAGACCACUGUCAACCCCGACCGUGUCAAACAGGCCAAAUUGAUCGUGCCCAAUAGCACAGCUGGGCUGAUCAUUGGCAAGGGCGGAGCCACAGUGAAGGCAGUGAUGGAGCAGUCAGGGGCUUGGGUACAGCUCUCCCAGAAGCCAGAGGGCAUCAACCUGCAGGAGCGAGUGGUAACCAUCAGUGGGGAGCCUGAGCAGAACCGCAAGGCUGUGGAAAUCAUAGUGCAGAAGAUCCAGGAGGACCCUCAGAGCAGCAGCUGUCUCAACAUCAGCUAUUCUAACGUCUCGGGCCCAGUGGCAAACUCCAACCCCACCGGCUCCCCCUACGCCAACACCGCUGAGGUGCUGCCCAACGCCGCCGCAGCAGCCGCCACUGCCUCCAGCCUUCUGGGUCAGGCCGGCUUGACAGGAAUGGGCGCCUUCCCCGCAGCCAUGUCCAGCUUCUCUGGCAAUGAUCUGCUGGCCAUCACCUCAGCCCUCAAUACACUGGCCAGCUAUGGCUACAACACUAACACCCUCGGGCUGGGCCUCAACCCUGCAGCUGCUUCUGGGGUCCUUGCUGCAGUAGCAGCUAGUGCUAACCCGGCUGCUGCUGCUGCAGCUAACCUGCUGGCCUCCUAUGCCAGCGACGCCUCCAGCAGUGCUGGCCACCCUGCUACAGGCCUUGGUGGGUUCUCCCUGGGUUCUCUAGCAGCUGCCACAGGGGCUUCUAAUGGUUACCUAAAUGCUUCAUCCCCACUGAUGGCCUCCUCCCUAUUGGCAACAGAGAAGCUGGCAGAUGGGGCCAAGGACGUGGUUGAGAUAGCUGUUCCCGAGAAUCUGGUUGGCGCCAUUUUGGGGAAAGGAGGGAAAACGCUGGUUGAGUACCAGGAGCUAACAGGAGCCCGCAUCCAGAUCUCCAAAAAGGGAGAGUUCAUUCCUGGUACUCGGAACCGUAAAGUUACCAUAACAGGGUCGCCAGCCGCUACACAAGCAGCGCAGUAUCUGAUCAGCCAGCGGAUCACUUACGAGCAGGGUGUGCGAGCUACCAACCCACAAAAGGUGGGCUAAAAGGAAAAAGAAGAGGAAAGAAGGAAAGGAUGAAGACAGAGAUAGAAGGGAAUUGAGAGGGUCACGAUGAAUAGAAAAAAGAAAUGUCCAAAUAUCUGUUCAAUAUUUCAGUAUCAAAUGAGAGAAUCACAAAGGAGGAGGUGGGGGAGACAACCAAGAUAAGUGUGUGUGAUAUGUGAAUGUGUUUUUAGGACUGACGUCCUGAUGUUUUUUAAAAGUUUGUGUCGAGUCCUUUUGACGAUGGUGAUCAGAGUAAGCUGAACUGGUCCACUGCCAAGCUGCAGAUUCAGGGGUGAAGCCGCAGGGUUUCACCCUCCUCCAAAACCUCAUAGUUGUUUUAUUUUUUCCUUUUUUUUUUUUUUUUUUCUUUUCUUUUUUGGUUUGGUUUGUUGGUUUUCAUUUCGGUUGCAAACCUCAGCUCCCGGUGAGUUGAGCGUGUCAGAUGAAGUUCCAGCCAGCUAACAGAGCUGUUCUACAAACCUUGCUCUUUGUAUACAAUGCAGACGGCAUUGUUGACAGGGGACAGGUUUUAUGACAAGCACCUGAGGUCAUCUCAGUCUAUGGGGAAGCAAUCUGAGUAUAAUUUCUUUAAAGAAAUGGC
This is a messenger RNA of Seriola aureovittata, 3103 nucleotides long. It is a transcript of the gene nova1, whose product is annotated as NOVA alternative splicing regulator 1. Gene Ontology annotation, molecular function: mRNA binding. Bases 997 to 2502 code for a protein of 501 amino acids. Lineage: Eukaryota; Metazoa; Chordata; Actinopteri; Carangiformes; Carangidae. The transcript has 4 exons. Gene Ontology annotation, cellular component: nucleus; cytoplasm. The record is from RefSeq and is a predicted model, not a curated record. Gene Ontology annotation, biological process: regulation of alternative mRNA splicing, via spliceosome; mRNA splicing, via spliceosome.